Molecule: messenger RNA, 2536 nt
Organism: Paramisgurnus dabryanus
Lineage: Eukaryota; Metazoa; Chordata; Actinopteri; Cypriniformes; Cobitidae
Gene: grb2b
Product: growth factor receptor-bound protein 2b
Molecular function (GO): protein binding
Source: RefSeq, a predicted model, not a curated record
UAUCAGAGAGGAAACGGAAAUAAACAGAAAAACACAGCAAUAUUUCACCGUUUCGAGUCGUGCGAGGAAAACCGCUCAACCUCGCUAACGUUUAAAGACUAAUUCACGUGGAUUGUACAUUUAUUAAAGUGACAAGAGGGAGUUUCGGCCCCUACCGCCGUUUUUGAAGGGUUUCUCGCCGUGACCUUUAUGUGAGGAUCGCGACGCGGGACUGAGAGAGCGAGAGAGAGAGAGAGACAGGUGGAGACAAACCGGAGAUCAUUGGGGCUGUGAUCAUCAUCUCUUGAUCUCAUUGUCUGAUCCUGUUGUCGACAAUAGAGAAAUAAACUGCACAAUCCACUGCUUUACUGUGUCUUAUCACAUCUCUCUGGCUGUAUCAUGGAGGCCAUUGCCAAGUAUGAUUUUAAAGCAACUGCAGAUGACGAGCUGAGUUUUAAACGUGGGGAAAUAUUGAAGAAGAAACUCAACAACACGAGGGUAUUAAAUGAAGAGUGUGAUCAGAAUUGGUAUAAAGCUGAACUUAAUGGAAAAGAUGGUUUCAUUCCUAAAAACUACAUUGAGAUGAAGGCACAUCCGUGGUUCUUCGGGAGAAUUCCCAGGGCCAGAGCGGAAGAGAUACUCAACAAACAGAGACAUGACGGAGCGUUUCUCAUCAGAGAGAGCGAAAGCGCGCCCGGAGACUUCUCACUUUCGGUCAAGUUUGGUAAUGACGUCCAGCAUUUUAAAGUGCUGCGCGACGGUGCCGGAAAGUAUUUCCUUUGGGUCGUGAAGUUUAACUCGCUCAACGAACUCGUGGACUAUCACCGCACCACCUCCGUUUCCCGAAACCAACAGAUCUUUCUACGAGACAUCGAGCAGGUGCCUCAGCACCCAACGUACGUGCAGGCACUUUUCGAUUUCGACCCGCAGGAGGACGGAGAGCUCGGCUUCAGACGCGGAGACUUCAUUCAGGUCCUGGACAACUCUGACCCCAACUGGUGGAAGGGCGCCUGUCACGGGCAAACCGGCAUGUUCCCACGCAACUACGUCACGCCUGUUAGCCGGAACAUGUAAAACCUCGAGCAAUUAGUAAACGAAUUAUUAACGGCCCUUCACAUUCACAUACAAUCAGACUACCCUGUAUUUCCCCUUCAACACCCUUAAAGUCCUGUGAAUCCAACGUUGCACAGAAGAAUGAUGGAAAUCGUGAAAGAACGGAGAAAAAUAAGUGGCGGAGAGGCCGGAGGUGCCUGGGCGAAACUAUAAUUCCUGAGAAUUUUUUUAUGUCUUCAAGAACGCUUGCAAGUCAAGACUGAGCUGGUAGGGUAAAAACAAAAGCUGAAUCUUAGCGUAGUACACGGAGCAUAAAUUAAAACAACAGCCAUUCUGUCUGUAGAUUUAUCUGCUGCUUUUAUCUUCUGUUGUUGUCUGCAUAUAGUUUUUUGUUUUCCUCUUUGUUUUGUUUUUGUUUUCGGCUGCAUGUUUAAAUCUCUUUAUAAUCCUAAAGCUGUUUUUAAAAAGAAAAAAAAUUGAAAAACAUAUAAAACGUAAAAUUGCAAAUUGUACAUCUGGGCUGUGGAAAAAAAUCACCUAUAGAGAGAAUCCAUUUUUUUAAGAAUAUAUAUAUAUUAUAUAUAUUUGUAUGUGUCUGUCCGUUUUACCUCUUCAACACUUUUUUUAUUUUCCUUAUUUUUUUCCAAAUUGUAAAUUAUGUUUUUUUUCUAAGAGGGUGGAUGAAACCGAGUAGCUCGGGGACACGCUAACUCGUCUGUGUCAUUUUAUAAAUAUCUGAGAUUUGUCAGACGCAACACCAUAGUGUUUAACGCAUCAUGUAUUCGAUUUGACAUAUGGGUGAGUGGAUUUGUUAAUAAGCUUCCACGUGCAUGAAAUAAACGCAGGCGGUUGAUCUAAUGUGAAAUCCACAAGGCUAGCCACCGUUUUAAGCCGAUGUAUUUAUUGCAGCCACUUUUGUUUGUGUUAGGAUGUGAAUGUAGCUGACAUCACUCUGUAGACUUCACCAGGGAACCAAGAUGGGAGGACUAGACCAACAGUUGCAUGAUUAUAAUGACAUGUCUAUGUACAGUGUCCAAAUCCAUACACAUAUUGCAUUCGUGAAAAUCAUGAGGUUUGGUGUUGAAUCGCUGAGAAACUGGCGGUAAGCCAGUGAAAAGAAAGAAACCAGAGAGUUUUCGUAUAUGAAUAAUGAAGUUUCUUUGGUUUUGGUUUCGAUUCGUUUUUUUGUGUCGUUUGUUUUGCCUCUUUUACGUCCCUCCCUUGUAUUAUUGAUCCCUUAAAUUUUUAUUCGUGAUGUUUAUGUUCUCUCUGGAUUAGUGCCUUUUUCUCUGGUGUCGCAGUGUCUGUGGCUCACUGCUGUAGGCCGAGCUUUGGGCUUCGACCGACCCGCAGUGAGAAAUCGUGUGCGUCCCCCAGCCUUCCCCCUGCUCUCGACCACACCUGAAUACACAGUCCCUACUAUUUAAAUGUCUUGCCUUUUUCUUAACUUUUUGUUGCUUUAUUCCUUGUUUCUUUUGAAUAAAAAUGAAAUUAUAAAAAGAAA